Messenger RNA from Macrobrachium nipponense, 1530 nucleotides. Its product is annotated as myosin-11-like. The coding region runs from base 1 to 1530 and encodes 509 amino acids. The transcript has a single exon. The record is from RefSeq and is a predicted model, not a curated record. Lineage: Eukaryota; Metazoa; Arthropoda; Malacostraca; Decapoda; Palaemonidae.
AUGGCCCAUAUGAAGAAACAAAAAACUGAGCAGGAAGAGAAGAUCGGAGAUUUGGAAAAGGAGGUCCGAACAUUGACUGAAGACAGAAGGAAACUAGAGAGUGAAAAUAAAAUGCAAUUUAGAGAUCUAAUGGAGGAAAUACAAAAUCUUCGAGAUGAAAAUAUGGGCAAGGACAAACACAUUGAAAAUCUGAAAGAAAAUAACAUUCAGUGUGAAGAAACCAUAAACAGUUUGCAGAAAGAGCUGAGGAAUCUUGACCGACAGAACAAUGAAAUGGAGAUAAAUAUGGCCCAUAUGAAGAACGAAAAAACUGAGCAGGAAGAGAAGAUCGGAGAUUUGGAAAAUAGAUUUGAUAAGGAAGUUAAUGACCUCAAGCACAGGCUGAUAAACUAUCAAGAUAUGAAUACAGAAAAGGAAGCAGAGAUUGAAAGGUUUAACAAGGAAGCGACUGAACAGGAAGAGAAAAUACAAGAUCUUGAGGAAAUACUCCAGAAUUUACUUGAAGAAAAGAAGAAAUUUAUAAAUGAAAUGGAAAACAAAGUAAAUAACCUUAGUAAAGAGCUCAUUAAACAGCAGGAUCUGGAUAAGGAAAUGAAGGAGGAGAAUGAAAAGUUUAAAAGAGAAAUUGUUGAAUUGAGACAAACGAUUGAAGGUCAGGAAGAUGAGGUCAUCACCUUAAUGGAAGAAAAGAAGAGCCUAAAAGCUGAACAGGAAAAGGAAAUAAAUGACCUCAAACUAGAGUUGCUCAACCUCCAAUUUCUAAACAUGGAAAGGGAGGAGGAGGUAAAACAAGUUGAAAAAGAAUUACUUGAACAUGGACGACUAAUUCAUAGUUUGGAAGAUGAAGUCAUUGCCUUGAUGGAAGAAAAGAAGAACUUAAAAGCUGGACAGGAAAAGGAAAUAAAUGACCUCAAAGUAGAGUUGCUCAAUCUCCAAUCUCUAAACAUGGAAAGGGAGGAAGAGGUAAAACAAGUUGAAAAAGAAUUACUUGAACAUGGACAACUAAUUCAUAGUUUGGAAGACGAGGUCAUUGCCUUGAUGGAAGAAGAGAAAACCCUGAAAGCUGGAUUGGAAAAUGAAAUAAAAGACCUCAAAGAAGAGUUGCUCAACCUCCAAUCUCUAAACAUGGAAAAGGAGGAAGACCUGAAACAAUUUGAAAAAGAGCAAACUGAACGUGGACAAGUAAUUCAUAGUUUGGAAGAUGAGGUCAUCGCCUUAAUGGAAGAAAAGAAGAACUUAAAAGCUGGACAGGAAAAGGAAAUAAAUGACCUCCAAGUAGAGUUGCUCAACCUCCAAUCUCUAAACAUGGAAAAGGAGGAAGACCUGAAACAAUUUGAAAAAGAGCUAACUGAACGUGGACAAGUAAUUCAUAGUUUGGAAGAUGAGGUCAUUGCCUUAAUGGAAGAAAAGAAGAACUUAAAAGCUGGACAGGAAAAGGAAAUAAAUGACCUCAAAGUAGAGUUGCUCAACCUCCAAUCUCUAAACAUGGAAAAGGAGGAAGACCUGAAAACAAUUUUGAAAAAGAGCUAA